Molecule: messenger RNA, 1452 nt
Organism: Coregonus sp. 'balchen'
Lineage: Eukaryota; Metazoa; Chordata; Actinopteri; Salmoniformes; Salmonidae
Source: the annotation of a GenBank genome assembly
AUGUCCAAAGACGCCGAACGGAUGAGCGAGAAGAUAAUGGAGUCGAAGGUAUUAUGGUACCCAGACUCAAAGAAGAACACACAGAUGGACAGAUUCAGGACACAGGUGAACCGAGACUUUGGUCUUAAUCUGGGUGAGUGAUCCGUGAGGGAACAGCUUUUCAGACGGGGACAGUCAUGCUAGUCUCCUCUAAUUUAACUUUAUACAUUCGUACCAAUCGAUUAUUUUGGCUAGAGAGAGUCAACACAAUGCAUAAUUAGCUAAUGUAGCUACGUGCAUAUGCAUAAUAUUGCUACAUGUUAGUCUAAGUACUGUAGUUGCUCGUCAAUGGAGCUGUCCUAGAGGGAAAUCGAUUUGAACCAUUUCCUUGUUUGACCGCUAAGUUUGAUGGGUAUUAUGAGUCAUACUGUGGUACUCUAUGGUUAUUGAACCAAGCAUGCCAUGACAAUGGUAUAUUCUGAAUCAGGGGAGGAUGGCGAACAAUCAACACCUUCAUUUGUGUGAAUUUUAGGCUUUUUAGAAGAUUGAAAUCUGAAUAAAUUGUACCAUUUUGUUUUGCUUGGUUCAAUAGCUAACAAACUUUACCUAGGUGCAAAACCAAACCAAACCAUAUACAAAGUUGGGUAAACAAUACUUUCCUGUGCAUAUUUUGUAAAAAAUAAUUCCAGCAGCUGAAGGACAAACCUCAUGAUUGUGGUUUCUCUGAUCUCAUUCCCCUUGCAGCCAACUACAAUGACCUGUACCAGUGGUCUGUGGAGAGCUACCCUGAGUUCUGGGCUGAGGUGUGGCGUUUCUGUGGGGUAGUAAGCUCCAGGAUGUAUGGGGAGGUGUGUCUACCCACCUUUUCCCGGUGUCUAUGUACAUAACAUUGCAUAAGUGAAUAGGGGCAUCCCAAGUGGCACCCUAAUCCCUAUAUAGUGCACUUCUUUUGACCAGGGGUCCAUAGGGCUCUGACAGCUGUUUGGGACACAACAUAUUGCCUUUUAUUGUGUUCUUUCAUCCAUCUAGUGAAGGAACACCUUCUACAAUGUGAUCUCUCGCAAUUUGUGAUUUCAAAGUGUUACAAAAUACAUAGAUGAAAAUACAAUGCUAUAGGCCUACUAAUGCUAUAUAGGCCUACUAAUGCUAUAGGCCUACUAAUGCUAUAGGCCUACUAAUGCUAUAUAGGCCUACUAAGUUAUGAUUGGUAGAGUUUAGAAAGUUAUUUGUGUAGCUAAUCUAUUGGCCCCUCAUCAAUCAGUUACUGCAGAGCAGUAUUACAUUGUAGUCGUUAUUCCCUUACCCCGGGUUUGAAUCAUGUAGAACACGAGUCCUUUCCUCCCUCUUCCUCAGGUGGUGGAUAUCUCCAAGAGGAUAUCGGACAUCCCAGAGUGGUUCAAAGGAAGCCGCAUGAACUAUGCCGAAAACCUGCUAAAGCACAAAGACCAGGACAAGGUGGCUCUCUAUGCAGCU